Hymenoscyphus albidus is the source of this 903-nucleotide messenger RNA. Lineage: Eukaryota; Fungi; Ascomycota; Leotiomycetes; Helotiales; Helotiaceae. The record is from the annotation of a GenBank genome assembly.
AUGGUUCAAGCUCUCCUCAACAAGAUCGUAUUCCUGAUCUUGUGUACAUCCAAAAUUGCUCAAUCACAGUAUAUGGGCUACAACCUUUCACAAUCCGGGGAUGCUGAUUCAGCAAUCUACGACACCGUCGGAACGCCCUCGAAUUCUUCAGUUCUAGUCCCAGAGCCUGAUGUGUACCUGAAUGCUUCAGUACAUGUUGGCGAGAUCAGUCUCACCGUAACAAACAUCACGGCAAAAAUCAACCUGCAAGCAGAGGUUUUAAGUCUGCUCUCCUUCAAUGCAGGAGUAGACGCCUCAAUCGACCGAGUCCGACUCCUCAUCCAAGACGUCAACGCUCAUGUCAUCCUCGAAGCACGAUUAUCCAAUCUCCUCCUGAUGAUCACCAACGUCCUCGAUAGCAUCGAUUUAAACCCCCUCAUCACAACCCUCGGCCAAGACGUCGGAGAAAUCGUCAACACCACAGUCGGAGGCCUCACAGGCUCUGGCUCCUCUGGCUCUAGCUCCUCCGGUACCACCCCCUCAACCUCCACCUCAGCAGUCUCCCGCCGAUCCUACGAGCUCGAACACAACAUCCUCUACAGCGUCAACGACUACUCAGGAAACACGCACACCAACCGGAUUCUCUCCCAAAGCGGUGCCUUGGUCGACCAAUCCCUCGAUAACAACGGUCAUGUGCUUGGCUCCGUCGAAGUCGGGAAUUACUUGAACGAUAUGAGAUUCAAUGGGUAUAACAAGACCGUUUCGAGGAACGGCGCGACGACCAAGUUGGAGUAUGUCUAUGAGCCGUUUCCGGGGUUGAGUGUCGUUAGUGCGGUGUUUUUGGAUGCUGGGGGGAAGGUGGUGUUUACGCAGGUUUUGAGUGAGAGUAGUGGGGGUGGGGGGAGUACUAUUAGUAGUGAUUAA